Molecule: messenger RNA, 675 nt
Organism: Raphanus sativus (radish)
Lineage: Eukaryota; Viridiplantae; Streptophyta; Magnoliopsida; Brassicales; Brassicaceae
Product: peptidyl-prolyl cis-trans isomerase-like
Exons: 2
Coding region: 1-675 (224 amino acids)
Biological process (GO): protein peptidyl-prolyl isomerization
Cellular component (GO): cytosol; plasma membrane
Molecular function (GO): peptidyl-prolyl cis-trans isomerase activity
Source: RefSeq, a predicted model, not a curated record
AUGGUGAUAGAGCUCUUCGCCGACACGAACCCUCUGACCGCGGAGAACUUCCGAGCUCUCUGUACGGGGGAGAAAGGCAUAGGUGAGUCUGGUCUACCGCUCCACUACAAGGGAACCGUUAUCCACGGUAUAAUCCCUGAUGAUGAUAUUUGGUUCGGAGGGGAUAUCACUCACGGGAACGGACUUGGAGGCGAAUCGAUCUACGGCCUGAACCAUCAGUCGACCCCCAAGAGUCUCCGGGCUACGACGACGACGGACGGCGAGCACAUCGUGGUCGGACGAGUUUUGGAUGGGCUUGACGUGAUCGCUACCGUUGGGAAAACGGUCGGGAAUGAGUUUGUGUAUCCUUCCGAGCCCGUGACGAUCGCUGACUGCGGUCAGAUUCUUCCCGAGUCUGGUGGUUCUGCUGUGUCAACAACGGUAGAUUACUCUGCCUUUGUUUUGGACUUGGUUUCAGACUACUCUGCCCCGGUAAUUUUUAAGAAGUUGCUGGAUCAGUUACGAUAUGCCCAACUGAAGAUCGCCAAAUUGGAGACCGCAAUGGCAAAGGAGACCUAUGCGUAUGAAAUGGGAUAUUCCAGAGGCAAUGCACUGGCGUCGGUGGUCAUGGCACGUCGUAUGAUGGCAGAUGAAGAUGAAGGAGAAGGCUUGGUCAAAAAGAAAAGAAGAAAAUGA